AGAGUCAAUAAAUUUUGGAGUUUGUCCCUCAUUUUAAGUGGCUUCAGAAUAGCCCCGAAGAACUUUUCACAGUAAGCAAUCUACAGUGAAAUUUUUGGACAGAAAUUUCAGGCAAUCUUCAACAAAGCGUUUCGGACAAAUUGGGACGCCUUUUUGUUUUUGUAAAAACAAUCGUUUAUCUCCUUUCUCAUAGUACCAUGAAACCAGAUAAACAAGAUUGCAGCUUGCCAGUCCCAAGGGAAUUCUACGCGCAUCUUGUGUAUCCAGUAAAUUUAUUUAGCUUCAGAUUCCUUUCAUCCCUUGUUCUUUGAUUCUUCAGGAGAUACAAAUCUCUAAGGGAAAGCAAGCAACUUUCGUAAUCCUUUGAGAGUGAAGAAGAGGCGAAGAUGAGAGUGUAGCCAAUACGCGGCUGGUGUUGAACGUUCAAGUUGCAAUGGUUGCCAUAGUUAUGCAUAGUUAAUUAGCGUGAAUUCAGCCUAGUUUUGUGCAGUGCAUUUAAAUGCAUGCGCAGGUACUAACGAUCUUUUAUUCGAAUUGAAAAUCUCACGUGCUUAAUGAACAGGUCAGAUUCUGCUAACUGAUCUUAACAAACGAUUUUGUGCAUCUUGUCGCUUCGUUAAUCUAUACACUCACUAGGCUCAAGCAACACUGAUGGCCUAAAAUUCACCAUCUUCAAACUCGUGUUGCAGAAUACGGAUCUCGCUUCAGCCAACCUACUGCAGUUGACACACUGGGAUAUCGGCUGUCUAUCAGAAGAAUUUAUAUUCACCCACAAAACACAUAUUUGCUUGUUGGUUUAGUUGAUAAACAGAAAAGUCCAGAUGCCAACAAGACUUAGCGAAGUUCCAAUUAUUGAAGAGCAUCCCAAAUCAGGCAUGGUUGAACUUGGAAAAGAUCUGACACUGUUUUGUAAAGCUGUAGGGAAAAACCUUCGUUUCACUUGGUACAAAAAUACGAAAUGCCUUAUUGGAGAGACUUCAGAUACGCUGCACCUACGCAAGGUUAACAUGGAUGCUGCUGGCCGGUAUUCAUGCCUUGUUUCCAAUAGCAAAGAUUCUCUUUUGACUUGGGCUAUAGUCGAUGUUGUUUCAAUUGUCAGCACAAAGAAAAAGCAUUAAUUUUAAGCAAAGCAGUUUAGGAAUUUUUAUAAAAGUUAGUCUGGUAAUUAGUUGAAACUAACCUAAUCUUUUUAAGUUUAGUUGCUGGUAUGCGAUAGAAAGCCAAGCCGGACCCUAAAACUUCCAGGACCCUGCAAAUUCACAUGUCCUUUGGAACGUCUGUUUGGUCGAUUACUAUAAUAUCUAAUAGAAAUGUAAGAGUUAUUCGAUUCAAAUUAGCACAACUUUGCUUUUAACCUGGAACUUGUGAAUGUCGCACAUUGACCUUUGAAACCAAUAAUGACGCCAUCUUCCAAAAUUUGUUGGAGGGGGUGGGUAAAAUAACAACUGUUAGGUUACUUACCGAGAAUGUCCUUUUACCAACAAGAAAGACGCAUUGAACCAAUAGAGGACCCCCAUGAUUAACUUUGGUAAUGUUGUGGCAGUUUGAGAAUCAUAAGUACAAAGCGCAAAGUACUUCACCAAAGGUUCACCCCCCCCCCCUAACAUCUC
Messenger RNA from Rhopilema esculentum, 1610 nucleotides. Its product is annotated as HEPACAM family member 2. The record is from RefSeq and is a predicted model, not a curated record. Lineage: Eukaryota; Metazoa; Cnidaria; Scyphozoa; Rhizostomeae; Rhizostomatidae.